This is a messenger RNA of Onthophagus taurus, 1357 nucleotides long. It is a transcript of the gene Tssk, whose product is annotated as Testis-specific serine/threonine kinase. NCBI's taxonomy places the organism in Eukaryota, Metazoa, Arthropoda, Insecta, Coleoptera, Scarabaeidae. Gene Ontology annotation, molecular function: ATP binding; tau-protein kinase activity. Gene Ontology annotation, biological process: intracellular signal transduction; protein phosphorylation; microtubule cytoskeleton organization. The record is from RefSeq and is a predicted model, not a curated record. Gene Ontology annotation, cellular component: cytoplasm.
AAAUAUUUGUGUUCUGUCAUAAAAAAUUGCCAUUUUUGGGCUAUUUCUAAAAUUUCUUGUAUACUCAUUUUUAACAUUUAGAUUUAUAUGGUUAUUGAAGAGCAAAUUACCGUGUUAGGAUGGUUUGACGGAAGAGGCCCCGCGUUCUAACUUAAAUGCUACAUCGACCGGGGUGUCUUGAUAUUUCGCUUUUCUUAUGGCUUCGGCAAGGUUAAGUCCGCGCAACUCCGAAGUGAACGCCCUCGAGCAACGGGGAUAUCUGAUUGGGAAGAAAAUCGGCCAAGGUUCUUACGCAACCGUCCAUCUGGCGGACUACGUCGAUGGCUCCAAUAAUAGCAAGAAGAUGCGUCUUGCAUGCAAAAUCUUCGAUAAAGAGAAAGCACCCAGGGACUUCUUGGAAAAAUUUUUCCCCAGGGAGCUCGAUAUUCUUACCAAAAUUGAAAAUCCACAUAUAAUACAGGUACAUAGCAUACUCCAAAGAGGUGCACGUGUUUUCAUUUUCAUGAGGUAUGCAGAUAAUGGCGAUUUAUUAGAUUUUAUAAAACGUAACGGCGUAGUACCAGAACAACAAUCAAAAUUGUGGUUCCGCCAGAUGGCGAGCGGGUUACAAUAUCUACAUAACAAGAACAUAGCUCAUCGCGAUUUAAAAUGCGAAAACAUUUUGCUUUCGAGAAGAUUCAACGUAAAACUGGCAGACUUCGGUUUUGCACGUUUUUGUGUGGACGGGGAAGGCCGCCGCGUGCUUAGUCAAACUUAUUGCGGUUCGGCGGCUUACGCCGCCCCAGAAGUAGUGAACGGCACCCCAUACAAUCCUAAACUAUCAGACGUAUGGUCCUUAGGGAUUAUCUUAUUCAUCAUGUUGAACGCUUCGAUGCCGUUCGACGAUUCAAAUUUACGAAAAUUACUCAAAGAUCAAAUGACUAGAAAUUGGGUUUUCCGGUCACGAGUACGCGACACGAUUUCCGCUAGUGCGAAAUCAAUUGUGAGACAUAUUUUGGAACCGGAUAUUACAUUGAGAUUGACGCUUGAUCGUGUUAUUACUCACGAAUGGGUUCGAGCAAGAAAAGAACGGCAACCGAUACAAAGCGGCAGAGUCGCUCCGUCAUACCACGAAGAGGAGAGGGACAUCGUACCAGGGGACCACAAGAAACCGGAAACGAAAAAGAGCAACACUGUUAUUAGUGUGCCAGUGGAAGAAGUUUGACCAAAUUUUAGUUAUACGCCCAGAAAUUGGCACGGAAAUUGCCAAGAAGGUGUUCCACAAUUUGUAUGUGGUGUCUUUGGCGAUCUACUAUGGAACACUGCCAAAUUUUGAUUUUGGUACAAAUGAAAUAUGUAAAAAGGUGAUCGAUAAUAA